Drosophila bipectinata is the source of this 2616-nucleotide messenger RNA. It is a transcript of the gene Sec23, whose product is annotated as transport protein Sec23. Gene Ontology annotation, biological process: endoplasmic reticulum to Golgi vesicle-mediated transport; intracellular protein transport; COPII-coated vesicle budding. Gene Ontology annotation, cellular component: COPII vesicle coat; endoplasmic reticulum exit site. The record is from RefSeq and is a predicted model, not a curated record. NCBI's taxonomy places the organism in Eukaryota, Metazoa, Arthropoda, Insecta, Diptera, Drosophilidae. Gene Ontology annotation, molecular function: zinc ion binding; GTPase activator activity.
GACUAACUGUCAAAUCCGUGACGUGGCCUGCCGACCGAUUUUCCAAUAAGCAGCUACUCAGCUGGGUUUUUCUUACUAUUUACCUAGGAUAAUCGAGUGCUCGCGAGAUGACCACCUACGAGGAGUUCAUCCAACAGAACGAGGAUCGCGACGGCGUGCGUUUGACGUGGAACGUAUGGCCAUCAAGUCGCAUUGACGCUAGUCGUUUGGUAGUUCCCUUGGCCUGUUUGUAUCAGCCGCUGAAGGAACGCCCCGACCUACCGCCCAUCCAGUAUGAGCCCGUUCUGUGCACCAGGAGCAACUGCCGAGCCAUUCUGAAUCCUUUGUGCCAGGUUGACUACCGUGCCAAGUUGUGGGUGUGCAACUUUUGCUUCCAGCGGAAUCCCUUCCCCCCUCAAUAUGCCGCCAUAUCGGAGCAGCACCAGCCUGCGGAGCUUAUCCCAGGAUUUAGCACCAUAGAGUACACCAUCACCAGGGCGCCCACAAUGCCGCCAGUCUUUAUUUUCCUGGUGGAUACCUGCAUGGAUGAGGAGGAGUUAGAUGCUCUCAAGGACUCUCUGCAGAUGUCGCUAAGUCUUCUGCCCCCGAAUGCUUUGGUCGGCCUGAUUACCUUCGGAAAGAUGAUCCAAGUGCAUGAGUUGGGUGCCGAGGGCUGUUCUAAGAGCUACGUGUUCCGGGGAACUAAGGACUUGACCGCCAAGCAGGUGCAGGAUAUGCUGGGAAUCGGGCGCGGAGCAGCUCCGGGGCCGCAGCAACAGCAGCAGCUGCCCGGUCAGCCGGCUGGAGCGGCGGCCCCUGUGCCGCCAGCUCAUCGCUUCCUGCAGCCGAUCGGCCAGUGCGAUACAGCAUUGGGCGAUCUGCUCAGCGAACUGCAGCGCGAUCCCUGGCCGGUGCCGCAGGGCAAACGCUACCUGCGCUCCACGGGCGCUGCUCUUUCGAUAGCAGUAGGUCUGCUGGAGUGCACCUACCCGAACACGGGCGGACGCAUAAUGACCUUUGUAGGUGGACCUUGCUCCCAGGGCCCCGGCCAGGUGGUCGACGACGAGCUGAAGCACCCGAUCCGUUCGCAUCACGACAUCCACAAGGACAACGUGCGCUUCAUGAAGAAGGCCAUCAAGCACUACGACGCUCUGGCAUUGAGAGCCGCCACCAAUGGCCAUAGUGUGGACAUAUACUCAUGUGCUUUGGAUCAAACCGGACUGCUGGAGAUGAAGCAACUGUGCAACUCCACCGGAGGCCAUAUGGUUAUGGGCGAUUCGUUUAACUCGUCGCUAUUUAAGCAGACAUUCCAGCGCGUGUUCGCGCGAGACGGUAGGAACGAUCUGAAAAUGGCAUUUAAUGCUACGCUGGAAGUGAAGUGCUCGCGCGAGCUAAAGAUCUCCGGCGGGAUUGGCUCGUGUGUGUCGCUGAAUGUGAAGAGCCCGUCGGUGUCGGAUGUGGAGAUCGGCAUGGGCAAUACGGUGCAAUGGAAGCUGUGCACUUUGAACCCAAGCUCCACGGUGGCCUACUUCUUUGAGGUGGUCAACCAGCAUGCGGCCCCAAUACCACAAGGCGGACGCGGUUGCAUACAGUUCAUAACUCAGUAUCAGCAUCCAAGCGGCCAAAGGCGAAUUCGGGUCACUACUUUAGCAAGAAAUUGGGCAGAUGCCACGUCAAACAUACACCACAUCAGCGCCGGAUUCGAUCAGGAGGCAGCCGCCGUGCUCAUGGCCCGCAUGGUCGUCUACCGCGCCGAGACAGACGAAGGUCCUGAUAUUUUGCGUUGGGUGGAUCGUCAGCUCAUUCGCCUGUGCCAAAAAUUCGGCGAGUACUCGAAAGACGACCCGAACAGCUUCCGCCUGUCACAGAACUUUAGCCUUUUCCCGCAGUUCAUGUACCAUUUGCGCCGCUCGCAGUUCCUGCAGGUCUUCAACAACUCGCCCGACGAGACCACAUUCUACCGACACAUGCUUAUGCGCGAGGACCUCACCCAGUCGCUAAUCAUGAUUCAGCCGAUCCUCUACAGCUACUCAUUCAACGGCCCCCCGGAGCCAGUUCUGCUGGACACGGCUUCGAUCCAAGCGGAUCGGAUCUUGCUGAUGGACACGUUCUUCCAGAUCUUGAUCUAUCACGGCGAGACCAUCGCCCAAUGGCGCGCUUUGAAAUACCAGGACAUGCCGGAGUAUGAGAACUUCAAGCAGCUGCUUCAAGCUCCGGUGGACGAUGCCCAAGAGAUCCUGCAGACUCGUUUCCCCAUGCCCCGAUACAUUGAUACAGAGCAUGGAGGCUCGCAGGCGCGCUUCCUGCUCUCCAAGGUUAAUCCCUCGCAGACGCACAACAACAUGUACGCCUACGGGCAGCCGUCCAUUGGUCAGACCACGGAUGGAGGCGCCCCAGUGCUAACCGAUGAUGUGUCGCUUCAGCUGUUCAUGGAGCAUCUCAAGAAGUUGGCCGUCUCCACCACCACAUGAAUUGUUAGGAUGCCAAGUCUGCGGUCUAUUUUGUCGAAAAUAAAGAUAGAAACUAUAACGCUGAUCCACCAAUUCGGGAAUUGGAUGCAAUUACAGAUAUACACCCAUUUAUUCCACAUGAUCGUCUGAAAAAAACACAAUAAAAUAUUCAAAUUAUGUUCAACAA